AUGCCGCAAUCCAUAGAUGCAGACAAAGCGAUAGAUUCAGGACUAAAUUCGGAGACACAAAGCUGGGAUAGUCCUAAUGACAGUCUGAAUGAGGUUAUAUAUCAAUACCCCCUGAUUAAUGCUGACAAAGAUCAUCAUCAUCAUUUUAAUGGUCAUCACCAUCAUCGUCAUCAUGGACCUUACAGCUAUGCAAAAAAGCUGACAAAGAAGCUUGCAGCACCAUUUUUUAUGCACGGAAAUGGGCAAAGUAGUUCUGCCGAUGGAUCCAAUGAUUUACUACCUUUUUAUGAUGCGAGAACUGGGGAUCAAGAAGAGCCAAUGCUGGAUCCUCCCUCGAAGGUAAGUUACGUAUCUUCCGAUAGAAAGACUCGUAAUACGUCCGAAAAUGGCAAUUCGAGUGUGUUGUAUCCAUCCGUACACGGAGUUGAAUUUAAACAUUCUCGUUCAGCAAGUUCAAUGACUAAUUUACCAGCAGAUUCAACAGCUAGUUUGCUUCUGACGGCAAUAGAAUCAUCUGCAGACAAAAGGCAUUUGAGGUCUCAUUCGGCCGUGAAUUUAAGUUCAUCUUUAGGCAGGAGGUUCUAUGAUUCACCUGUUAGAAUGAAUACACCGGAUGAAGAUUUGAUGAGCAGUUCCAUGACACCAAUAGCUCUUUCUCCUUCUUUACGCUACUCGCGGACUUCAAACACCCCAUCUUCUUCGGAAUUUGCCAGUAAAAGAAACAGCUUUGGUGAUAGCACUUCAAAUAGUCCAAGAUUACUUGCAAGAGAUUCGUUUGGGCAGGUUAAUACGAGUUCAAGAAGCUCUGGAGACACUCCGGAUGAUCGCAAAUUGUCCUCCUCACAUAAUAGAUUAAAAAGCAUGACAUCAUUUCCACUAUCUUCUGGAUUACAAUCACAAUCGAAUAUAUCACAUGAGUCAGGACACUCUCAAAAUGUUUCUGGACUUGAUUCAUCUCACUUAAGUUCUUAUGCAUCUGCUGACUUACCCUCGUCAGGAUCGUCAAGAAAUUUUAUUGCGCCUGAAAUACGUAAAAAGUUUGAAGAUCUUAAUGAUAUGAUCAAUGCAAACCUUGCAAAGUGUAUCAACAGCGUUGAUGAAGAUAACACAAAGUUAUUUGAGGAUGUCCAUAGCAAGUAUGAAAAGCUCGAUGAGCUGAAUAGACAGCUCGAGGCAACUAUUAAAGAUAUACAAACAUAUUCGGGGGAUGUUGAUAGCAUUAAAGAAAAUGACUUGAGAAAGCUCAAAUCAAGUGAUUUGUUUACGAAUCUCAAUGAUCUAAACGCUAGAUUGACUGUUGUCAAAUCAAGUUUGAAGAAGGACGAGGAAACUUUAACUUCUUUUGGAAAGGAAAUACUUGCUUUGGAGCAGGUUAAAAAGCGGAACGUUUUUACCCAAAAGACUAGGGGUAACAUUAUACUUAUAAUAUUUGGCUGCUUAAUUUUGGUUUUGAUCAUCAAAACUGUUAAGCAUAUUCUUCAUUCUGGCUUCACCUUUGAUUUUAUUCGCUCAUUGUAUUCAAAAUUUGCAGAGAUAAUUCAUUAG
Messenger RNA from Brettanomyces bruxellensis, 1545 nucleotides. RefSeq lists its product as uncharacterized. NCBI's taxonomy places the organism in Eukaryota, Fungi, Ascomycota, Pichiomycetes, Pichiales, Pichiaceae. The transcript has a single exon. Bases 1 to 1545 code for a protein of 514 amino acids. The record is from RefSeq and is a predicted model, not a curated record.